AUGGAAACGUUAUCAAAAGAAAAUUCCAAUCAAAGUAUUAUUACUAAUGGUGGUAAUGAUAAUGAUAAAUCCGCAGAUGGGAUGGAUUCCAAUAUGUCUAGACCGAUUAGUAUGGAGUAUGAACAUAAAGAUUCAGAGUCUGAUGAUGGUGCCUUUGCUCUAAGACCAAGCUUUAAACAAAAGUUUAGAGCUCCUGUGGCAAAACAAAUUAUACAAUCAGUUGUUCAAGAACGAUUAAAUAAUGCACUUUAUAAUAAGGAUCAAGCUCCUGGUUGGGCACAUGAAAUAUCCCAAGAAAUUAAAAAAAGAUUAUUAGAAAUGGAUUUACGAAAAUAUAAAUAUGUAAUAAAUGUUAUAAUCAUGGAAAAUAAAAAAGAAGGUGCAAGGGUUGAAAUGGGUUGUGUAUGGGACACUGACACCGAUAAUGUAGCAUUUGAAACUUUUAGAAAUGAUGAUUCACAUGGGUUAAGCAACUCCAGAAGUUGUAAAGACUCAACAAAGUAUCCUGAAUAUUCUGGAUGGAAAUCUGCAACAAGAUGA
Molecule: messenger RNA, 540 nt
Organism: Entrophospora sp. SA101
Lineage: Eukaryota; Fungi; Glomeromycota; Glomeromycetes; Entrophosporales; Entrophosporaceae
Source: the annotation of a GenBank genome assembly